AUGGCCUCUACUUCCGUCUGCUUAGGGUCUCUUAUUCUUGCAGUACUGAUAUGGAAGGUCUCCUCUAGGCGCAUCCCUCCGAGCAUCUUGUCGCGUGUGCGAGGCCCAGAGAAAGAACAUUGGCUAACCGGCAAUCUCCACAAUCUAUUCAAGGACUCAUACGACUACACAUGCCAGCUCAUCAAAGACUAUGGCGGCGUGAUCAAGAUCUACGGUGUCCUUGGGUCUGAGCAGCUGUUUGUCUCUGAUCCUCGAGCUUUACAUCAGGUCGUCGUGAAGGACCAGGACAUCUACCACGAGACGGAAAUGUUCCUCAAAACAAACCAAUUGCUCUUCGGAGAGGGUCUAAUAUCCACGGAUGGCGAGCAGCACAGAAAGCAGAGGAAGAUGCUCAACCCCGUUUUCUCCCUUGCAAAUAUGCGCGAAUUACUCCCCACAAUCCAACCCAUCGCCGACGAGCUUCUCCGCGGGAUCAUGUCGGAGGUAUCACCUGACGGAGGCGCGAAGGAGAUUGAUUUGCAUCCGUGGAUGGGGCGCGGGACUAUUGAGUACGUCGGGCAGGCGGUCCUGGGGAUAAGCUUUGGCGCAGUGGAUCCUCAGAAUUCGAACGAGUACAUGGAUGCGAUCCGCCAAGUCGCCCAUGUCGGAUUGAAGAUCUUCUUCCUGCGUCCGAUGGUUCCGUGGGCUGUGCGCAGCCUCAGCCCCUUCUGGAGGAACAAGCUCGUCGACUGGUUACCCCUUCCUCCGCUUCGCCAGGUUCGCGAGAUGUGCUACACGAUGGAGCGGCAUUCGAAGAAGAUAUUGGAGGAGAAACGCGAGGCAAUGGAGCAGGGGCGAGCGGGCGAGCGGCGAGACUUGAUGACGAUCAUGUUGGAAGCCAACCAGUCUACGUCCGAAGAAGAGAGGCUCACUGACGUCGAGUUGACCGGACAAAUCAACACGAUGCUUCUCGGCGGCCAAGAAACCUCCACGAGCGCGCUCAGCCGCAUCCUCUGGAUUCUCUCCCGCGACCAGUCGGCACAAGCUCGUCUCCGCUCCGAGAUCCUCGCCGUCAAGCUCGCCCACGCCGCGGCGAGCGGGCACGACGGCCCCUGGGAGAGCGUCCAUCUGCCAUACGACACACUCAUGGCGCUCCCGUACCUCGACGCGGUGCUGCGCGAGACCCUGCGCGUGCACCCGCCGACGAACAUGAUCAAUCGGACGUGCACCAGGGACGCGAUCCUCCCCGUCGAGUUCCCGCUCACGGACGCGAGCGGGGAGGAGGUGAAGGCGGUGCAUGUCCCCGCGGGGACGAACAUCGUCAUCUCGGAUAACGGUAACGCCCGAGGGACGAGCGGACAAGCUCUUCGACUCCGCGCUGGCAGACGCGAGUGUCAGUGUUUGUGA
Epithele typhae is the source of this 1386-nucleotide messenger RNA. RefSeq names its product cytochrome P450. The coding region runs from base 1 to 1386 and encodes 461 amino acids. Gene Ontology annotation, molecular function: oxidoreductase activity, acting on paired donors, with incorporation or reduction of molecular oxygen; heme binding; iron ion binding. The transcript is spliced from 9 exons. Lineage: Eukaryota; Fungi; Basidiomycota; Agaricomycetes; Polyporales; Epitheliaceae. The record is from RefSeq and is a predicted model, not a curated record.